This is a messenger RNA of Carlito syrichta (Philippine tarsier), 983 nucleotides long. RefSeq names its product transmembrane protease, serine 12 (gene TMPRSS12). Gene Ontology annotation, biological process: proteolysis; acrosome reaction. The record is from RefSeq and is a predicted model, not a curated record. Gene Ontology annotation, molecular function: serine-type endopeptidase activity. The transcript has 5 exons. Bases 90 to 983 code for a protein of 297 amino acids. Lineage: Eukaryota; Metazoa; Chordata; Mammalia; Primates; Tarsiidae.
CGAUUUCUAGACCCGCUCUGGGGACGGUGGCGGUGGUCACCGGGAAAGUGUCGCGCACUUGAGCAGCGCCUCUGUCCGCUCCUCGGAACAUGCGGGGGCUGAGCGUUCCCAUUUGGCAGAUUCAUUGUGGAACAGCCCCGCUUAGGGACAUGCUGAAAGGGUCUCGGAUCAUCGGGGGCAGAGAGGCUCAGGUUGGCGCGUGGCCUUGGGUGGUCAGCCUGCAAGUCAAGCGUGGCCGUGUUCUUGCUCAUAUAUGUGGGGGAAGCCUCGUGAGAGAGAGGUGGGUGCUCACAGCCGCCCACUGCACCAAAGACACUAGAAAUCCUUUAAUGUGGAGAGCUGUGAUUGGAACUAAUAAGGUGUAUGACAGCCAACCACCCACCAAGAAGAUGAAAGUUAACGCAAUCAUUGUCCAUCCGGGCUUCCUUUUGGAAACUUAUGUAAAUGACAUUGCGCUUUUUCAUUUAAAAAAAGCAGUGAGGUUUAACAACUAUAUUCAGCCUAUUUGUCUACCUUUUGAUGUUUUCCAAAACCUGAACCAAAACACGACAUGUUUUAUAAGUGGCUGGGGAAGAACAAAAGAAGAAGGUGGCCUUACAAAACUUUUGCAGGAAGCAGAAGUGCAUUAUAUUUCUCGAGAGAUUUGUAAUUCUGAGAAGAGUUAUGGGGGAGACAUUCCUAAUACUUCAUUUUGUGCAGGUGUUGAAGAUGGAGCUUUUGAUACUUGCAGGGGUGACAGCGGUGGACCAUUAAUGUGCUACUUACCAGAACAUAAAAAGUUUUUUGUAAUGGGAAUUACCAGCUAUGGACAUGGCUGUGGUCGAAGAGACUUUCCUGGUAUCUACAGUGGUCCGUCCUACUACCAAAAAUGGAUGACAGAUCAUUUCUCCCGUGCAGGCGUGGAAGGCACGAUGCAUAUAAGCAUUUCACUUGGACAGCUCCUCAUAGCCUUAGGCUCUGUUAUCUUGUUAGCAACAACAUAA